GUCAAUCGGUAUAAAGCCCAUAUUUAAAGUUUUAUUCAGCAACAGCAGUGGUUAACUGGUUAUCCCCUUUCCGCUCUCUCACACACAAGCACGCUCUGAGAGAGAGAGAGAGAGAGAGAGAUGGAGGAAGAGGAGCAUGAGGUGUACGGCGCCGAUAUACCAGACGUAGGCGAGAUGGAAGCCGAUGCAGACGUCGACAUGCCGGGGGCCGACGAUGACGCUGCCGCCAAGGAAUUGGAUGAGAUGAAGAAGCGAUUGAAGGAGAUGGAAGAGGAAGCAGCGGCGCUUCGUGAAAUGCAGGCCAAAGUUGAGAAGGAGAUGGGUUCUGUUCAAGAUCCUGCUAGUACUGCUGCAGCUCAGGCAAACAAGGAGGAGGUGGAUGCAAGAUCUGUCUUUGUUGGCAAUGUUGAUUAUGCUUGCACUCCAGAGGAAGUUCAACAGCAUUUUCAAUCAUGUGGAACUGUAAACCGCGUCACUAUUUUGACAGACAAGUUUGGGCAGCCAAAGGGCUUUGCAUAUGUUGAAUUUAUUGAGCAAGAAGCCGUUCAAGAGGCGCUGCAACUGAAUGAAUCUGAGUUACACGGACGCCAAUUGAAGGUAAUGGUGAAGAGAACAAAUGUUCCUGGAAUGAAACAAUACCGGCCAAGGCGAUUCAAUCCCUACCUUGCAUAUGGAUAUCGGAGGCCUUAUGCACCCCCGCAUUUCUACUCUCCCUAUGGCUACGGCAAGGUGCCUAGGUUCAGGCGCCCAUCACGCUACAUGCCGUAUUACUGAAGCGCCAAUCACCAUUUGGUUUGUUUAGAUCGCACAACGGUACACGAACACUUAGCUGCUGGUUAUGUGCUUAAUCCCCGCCUUAUGUGUAGUACCCUCUAUCCAGUAAAUGACGUUCGUUUCAGCAUAAUACGACAUUUGUAUCAUCUCUAAAUCGCUUACAUUUUAAGUAUUAGUACUUCUUUGGUGACUGCAAACACUCUUUGCCUUCUGGCGCCAGUCCAAGUACUGAAAUAUUUUUUCAGAUAUUUGAUUGCAUAUCAUAGAUGUUUCUCA
Messenger RNA from Salvia miltiorrhiza (redroot sage), 1050 nucleotides. RefSeq names its product polyadenylate-binding protein 2-like. Bases 121 to 774 code for a protein of 217 amino acids. Gene Ontology annotation, molecular function: RNA binding. The transcript has 6 exons. NCBI's taxonomy places the organism in Eukaryota, Viridiplantae, Streptophyta, Magnoliopsida, Lamiales, Lamiaceae. The record is from RefSeq and is a predicted model, not a curated record.